Molecule: messenger RNA, 2301 nt
Organism: Pseudophryne corroboree (corroboree frog)
Lineage: Eukaryota; Metazoa; Chordata; Amphibia; Anura; Myobatrachidae
Gene: PCYT1A
Product: phosphate cytidylyltransferase 1A, choline
Exons: 11
Coding region: 592-1719 (375 amino acids)
Biological process (GO): CDP-choline pathway
Cellular component (GO): endoplasmic reticulum
Molecular function (GO): phosphatidylcholine binding; choline-phosphate cytidylyltransferase activity
Source: RefSeq, a predicted model, not a curated record
UGCACCGCUGUUCUGUUGGCUAUGAGCUGUACUUCCGGACACUGCUGUCACCCUCAGAUGCUGGCAGCCCUGCUGCUGCCCGGAAGCUGGACACGGAGACACCAGGGGGGAGUGACUGUGAACCUGUUGUGCAGAAGCAGAACACAAACAUAGGUUGCUGGUGAGAUCAAUCAGAGGGAUAACAUCACUGGAUCCACGAUUUACCAUAUGAGGUGAAAGAAUCCCGGGCUUUCGGCCUCUGAACCCUAUUCGAUCUGGGACGGGUAAUAGAGUGGAAUUUGUCAGCUGUGAUGAUCCCCACCCACAAGUUGUGGUGAUAUGCUUGUUUCUCAUGUUUUAAUUGUGAGUCUAAUGUAAUAAAAUCUAUUCUGCUCAUUUGAUCAGACAAUAUUGCACUAGAUCCUUUUGUUCUUCUCUUUGAGAUUGAAAACCUGCCGUGAAAUUAUACUACAUAUGGAUGAGAAUUAUUCCACUUCAUGACAAAAGGGAUUUCGGACCUUUUUCCAUUCUCACAGUCAAUUGGAAAGGUGGAUAGAAACCAUAUGAUAUAUUUAUACAGACCUCAACAGGACCCUCCCUCAUAUCACAGUUAUGGAGUUUCAGCACACUACAAAGCUCAGUUCUCGCAAAAGAAGAAAAGAUACUGCAGGACCCAAUGGGACAACAGAUGAAGAUUCUGUGCCUAAGAAGAUUCUCCGUCAAAUGACGGGUGUGAGUGAACCUGCACCUUUCUCAGAUGAGCUACAGCUUGACUACACUAAGCCAUACUUGAGAGUUACGAUGGAAGAAGCAAAAAUGGGAACCCCGCCUGAAAGACCGGUGAGAGUUUAUGCAGAUGGUAUCUUUGACCUGUUUCACUCUGGACAUGCCCGUGCUCUAAUGCAAGCAAAGAAUCUUUUUCCGAACACGUAUCUGAUUGUAGGAGUCUGUAGUGACGAGCUGACACAUAACCUGAAGGGAUUCACAGUGAUGAAUGAGGCGGAGAGGUAUGAUGCAGUGCAGCAUUGUCGCUACGUGGACGAGGUGGUGAGGAAUGCACCAUGGACACUCACCCCAGAAUUCCUUGAGGAGCACAGGAUUGACUUUGUUGCACAUGACGAUAUUCCUUACUCCUCUGCAGGAAGUGAUGAUGUUUACAAGCACAUAAAAAAGGCAGGGAUGUUCGCACCCACCCAACGGACAGAAGGAAUCUCUACAUCUGACAUCAUUACAAGGAUCGUACGAGAUUAUGAUGUCUAUGCACGUCGCAAUUUACAGCGUGGAUAUACAGCAAAAGAGCUUAAUGUCAGCUUCAUCAAUGAGAAGAAAUACAACCUGCAGGAACGUGUAGAUAAGGUGAAAAAGAAGGUAAAAGAUGUGGAGGAGAAAUCAAAAGAAUUUGUGCAGAAGGUUGAAGAGAAAAGUAUUGAUCUAAUCCAAAAGUGGGAAGAAAAGUCCAGAGAAUUCAUUGGAAAUUUCUUGGAGAUGUUUGGCCCAGAGGGAGCUUUGAAACACAUGCUGAAGGAGGGAAAAGGAAGAAUGCUUCAGGCCAUCAGUCCCAAACAAAGUCCUAGCAGUAGCCCUGCUCGUGAGCGCUCUCCAUCACCAUCGUUCCGCUGGCCUUUCUCCGCGAAAUCCUCCCCACCCUCAUCACCUGGCAGACGUUCACGACCCAAGGCUGCUGCCUAUGACAUCAGUGAAGAGGAAGAUGAUGAUGAUGAUGAUGAAGAAGAGGACUAAAGAGCUAUUCUUUUCCUCCUCUUCAGUCCUUCCCGCCAGCUGCUGAUUCCAUGCCCUUUGCCCUCCAGGAAAGCAGCCACAUAGAAAGGAAAGAACACUCGGACUGAGCUCCAUGCAAAUGGGUUCUUGAGCAGAACGGGUUCCAGCGACAGUGCGUGGUGGUGCAUAAGACGCUUGCUUCUUCCCUACAGUUAACCAUCAUAUUUUUGUUGCUUUUUUUUUUUUUAAUGAAACCCAUUUCUCGUUUUAAUGAACUUUGUCCAUCAUAUAUUUCUUUGUCAUUGAUUUAUUUUCUACUUUACUGGGAGGUUUUAUCGCAUGGUUUGUUGCAUCCUGUCAUAACCACUUAUUACAAGAACUCCCUGCACACAUUUUCAACUGUGAGCUCCCAUAUUACAGGACGGUUAUAGAUUGAAGAGCUCAGGAAUCUAAGGGACACGGGGAGAGUGUCUGUGUGUAUCACAGUACUGGAGGCAUUAAUGCAAGUUAUCCGUGGGGGUAGUGACCAGUGAAAUGUAUUGUUUUCAGCAUUAACACUUUGGAGUUUAGCCAUUUCUCAUUAAAAGUGCCUGUUGUCAUACA